AGUAGGAUCUGAUAGGACCGCUGGUUACAGCCUAGUCGAGUCUGAUACUUUUCCAUCAGUUCCUUCGUGUCAUGCGCUAAGAACUGUUUGUUUCGUUUCUUCUUGUUUUGUGAUUCUUUUGUGUAUCUGCAUUCUAUCUAAUUCUGAUCGCGUGUUCGACUGUUUCGAAUUGCCACAAAUCGCCAUUCGUCGUUCGAGAUUGUUCGAGACGCCUCAGCUUAUUUCAGACUUAAAUGGAUAUAGAUUGCAUCGCACGAGUCCGUGAAAUGCUCUAUGGAAUACAAAGAAAUAUUUUUUUCUUUAUUUUCACCUGAUACAAGGCACUUCGCAGAAGAAUAAAUAACAUUACAUUUCGCAAUCUUUCAUAUUUUCAAGAAGUAUCUAGGUUUUCCUUGCUAGUACGGGAACGGAGGUUGUAAGAAGACGUUUGAAGGCGAUGGCAUCGCAAGAAGCACAGGAUUUUCAUAUGGCAUACGAUAUGCAUGAAAAGUUGAAUUGUUUAGGCGUGACAGAAAACGCAGUUAGCUUGAAUAAGAAAAAUGUUUAUAUACAAUCAUUAGUCGAUCAAGCAUUGGAGUUAAUUGAUCCCACUCCUAAUAUUCACACAAUGUUUAUACAAUUUAAUGCAAGAUUUUUCUGGUGUGUUUUAUCUUCUGUCGAAGUCAAAUGGAGUAACAGAAUGACAAGUUGUGCUGGAAUAUGUCGCUUUCACUCACGUAAUAAGGAAUGUGUGAUAUCACUCAGUGCACCAUUACUUAAACUCAGACCAAGGAAGGAUCUAGUAGAAACCUUAUUGCACGAGAUGAUCCAUGCAUAUUUAUUUUUAACAAAUAAUGAUCAGGACCGAGAUGGUCAUGGACCGAAUUUCUGCAAACACAUGCACAGGAUAAACAAAGAAGCGGGAACCAAUAUAACGAUUUAUCACAACUUUCAUGAUGAAGUAAAGCUGUACAAACAGCAUUGGUGGAAAUGUAACGGACCUUGCCAAUACAGACCACCAUUCUUUGGAACGGUUCGACGAAGCAUGAAUCGUCCGCCCGGUCCAACAGACUUUUGGUGGCGUGAACAUCAACAAAAUUGUAAUGGUCAAUUUGUAAAGAUCAAAGAGCCAGAGAAUUUCAAAUCGCGUUCAAAGCAAAAUGAUAAGUCAAAGAAUACAAGAAUAACUGAUUGGUUUCCAAAGAGUAUUUCGGCGGAUACAGCUAUACCUACAACUUCAAAAGCUCUUAGUAAUAACGACUCUAAAAUAUUUACUCAAACGGACAAUGUUAAGCCUAGUACAAGUAAAGACAAUGGUGGUACAAAUUCGUCUCACACUGUGAAUGAGAAAGAUACUCAAGAUCUGUCGUUGGGAAUGAAGAAGCUUGGCAGCAGUAGUAAUAAUGUACAUGGUUGGGGUACCAGUGGCCCGAGUGAAAACGCAAAGAAAGAUGAUGCAAAGAAUGUUUCUAAGACUCCCAAGUUUUCUUGUUCCGGUGUUCUGGGAGGCAGUAGUAGUGGUCAGAGUAAUCUUUUAACCAAAUUCAAACUAAAUGACAGUAAAAAUCCCCUAUGUGAAUCAAGUAAGAGAGAUUCAACCUCGAUAUCGGUUGCGGGACAAGCAACUGCUAAUGAUUCGAUUUUAAAUCUAAGUCAACCAAGAAAUAAUUCCGUACCUUGUCCUAUAUGUAACAUACCUAUGACUUUAGAAAAUAUAUAUAGACAUAUAGAUUUAUGCCUAAUAAAUGAUAAUACAUCAUUGAUUGAUGAGAUUAACAAUAAUAUUAAUAAUAAUAACAACAAUGAAGAGUUAAUGUUACCUAUUCGAACGUUUUCUACGUCGGUGACGGAGCAAAGUGUUGACACAAACACAAUUUCUAAUAAGCGCUUAAAAUUCGAUAAUUCGAACGAUACAGUUGAAUGCGUCACUUGUCCCGUUUGUAAUAAAAGAUUGCUGGCCACGGAUAUUAACCAGCAUCUUGAUGAAUGUCUAUUAGAAGCAGAUACAGCUCGUAAAGCUGCCAUUCCCUCCACCUCUCGUGCAUCAUUUGAUGAUAACUUAAUUACUAUAAGCAGUUCCUCUAAUUCUGAUUUGGAUAAUUCUGUAUUGAUGGAGGAGCCACAACCAAGUACUAGCACUUGUAAUAACGACGUAGUGGAACAUAAAUGUUUAGUUUGUAACACACAGAUCGCACCUGAAAUAUCAUUAAAUGAACAUCUUGAAGAAUGCAUUGGAAGUGUUUUUAAUGACGACAUAAUAAUAGACGAUAAGGAGGAUGAUAACGAUGAUAUGCUUGCUAUAGAAAAUAAUUCCACGGAAAGUAAAUAUCCCUGUCCAGUAUGUAUGCAAAUAAUAUCGGAAAAUCUUAUGAAUCAGCAUUUAGAUAUGUGCCUUAAAAAUGAAUAAAGUGGUCUUGUGAACAGAAAGAACGACAAUGAACUAUUUUGCGGAUAAUGAAAUGGUUUUUUUAUCUAAAUAA
Messenger RNA from Atta colombica, 2459 nucleotides. It is a transcript of the gene mh, whose product is annotated as sprT-like domain-containing protein Spartan. The record is from RefSeq and is a predicted model, not a curated record. Gene Ontology annotation, molecular function: polyubiquitin modification-dependent protein binding; single-stranded DNA binding; metalloendopeptidase activity. Gene Ontology annotation, biological process: DNA repair. The transcript is spliced from 5 exons. NCBI's taxonomy places the organism in Eukaryota, Metazoa, Arthropoda, Insecta, Hymenoptera, Formicidae. The coding region runs from base 437 to 2386 and encodes 649 amino acids. Gene Ontology annotation, cellular component: nucleus.